UAUUUUGGAUUUUGUACUUAAGUACUUUUUUAAAAAGUAUUUUGUAUUUUAUUUGAAAUACUAUUCGAGACGUAUUUUGUAUUUGUAAAAUGGUUUGUAAAAUACAAAAUACUUUUUUAUUCUUAGCUUCAUUUUUCUAAAGCAUUCCGCGAUUCAGAAAAAGCAAAAAAUGGCCAGCACAUAGCUGCUGAAGUCAUUCGGAGCUUAGAAGGCGACAAGGAGACUUUUUAUGGAUGCCUGCAGCCAGAAUUGUAUCGAAUGCAAAAAAUGUUGGACUUAUUAAAGCAAGAAAAUCUAGUGUAUAGUGUUUGAUAAAUAUAAGUUGCAUGACACUCGUGCCAAACACAGCAUUUUAACAGCUGUGUCACAUCCCUUCUUCAAGUUAAAGUGGGUACCAAGAGCUGAAAAGAAGGAGUAUGUGGAGGAAUUGUUUAUUGCGGAAGUGCGAAUAUUCAAAAAGAUGAUUUUAAAAGUGUACACCCACAAACAUCAAUAUUGAAAAAGAAGCAAAAAAGUGAGUCUACCUAUAUGUUCAAUGAUUCAGACUCCUCGGCAACCUCUACAGAUGGCAACAGCAGCACCUGCACUGAUUUGGAGACCCUCCAAUAUUUAAGAGACGAAGACACAAGCCGGAAUAUCCUCAACACAUAUCCAACAAUAAAAAAAUUUUUUUUACGGUGCAACACUUGUCUCCCGAGUUCAGCACCAGUGGAAAGGCUAUUUUCGUAUGGUGGUAUGAUUAUGCGUCCACACAGACGCAACAUGUCAGAUGCUCUUUUUGAAGAGCUUGUGAUUUUAAAAUCUUUACUAAAUAAAGAAAACCAGUAAUUUUACCAAAGUAUUUUGAAAAUACAUAUUUUGUAAUUAGUAUUUAAAUACAAAAGGCAAAAGUAUUUUGUAUCUCGCAUUUGAAAUACUAUAUUAAAAAAGUAUUUGCAUUUUCUAUUUAAAUACUUUUCGAAAAUUAUUUUG
This is a messenger RNA of Chilo suppressalis (striped riceborer), 972 nucleotides long. The record is from the annotation of a GenBank genome assembly. Lineage: Eukaryota; Metazoa; Arthropoda; Insecta; Lepidoptera; Crambidae.